Corythoichthys intestinalis (scribbled pipefish) is the source of this 6566-nucleotide messenger RNA. It is a transcript of the gene sdccag8, whose product is annotated as SHH signaling and ciliogenesis regulator sdccag8. The record is from RefSeq and is a predicted model, not a curated record. Gene Ontology annotation, cellular component: centrosome; centriole. Gene Ontology annotation, biological process: tube formation; centrosome cycle; neuron migration. Lineage: Eukaryota; Metazoa; Chordata; Actinopteri; Syngnathiformes; Syngnathidae. The transcript has 13 exons. Bases 104 to 1837 code for a protein of 577 amino acids.
AAUAUGACAGUUGCUAUGCACGCUGCCUAAUCGUGUGAAGCUUGGUUAGCAAAUAGCAUGUCUAAGAAUCAUGAUGUUUACUCAGCGACAUUAAAGUGCUAGAAUGCAAACGUUUGAGUCAGACAAGGAAGAAGUCGAGUACCCGGGUGCUCAUUUGAGAGAACUGAGGGUGCAACCUACCUCCCUCCCAAAGACAACUGCUUGUGUCCGGUCGAAUCAAAGCCCGAAGCUGUUGAAAGGUGCUCUGGAGCAGCUCCACUACGAUGACAAUGGGGAGGAAGAGGCGGUAAGAUGCGGUGGGGUUUUUGGCACCCUGGCCUCCACAACAGAGAAUGACCAACCAGCAUGGAGCCAGAAGAAGCAGAGCGAAGCUGUUAAUCAACUGAAGAGUCUGCUAUUGAAGCAGGGAAAGGAGAUACCCGCACCUCUCUCUCCUUCAAAGGACUUGGUCCCAGUGACUCACAACCCGCCAGACUAUAUUCAGCACCUGGAGGCUGAAGUCCGGUUCUGCAAAGAAGAGCAGCAGGGACUUAAACAGCGCAUCCGAGUGGUUGUGGGAGACAACGAGAAAUUGCGCGCCGAGCUCAAAGCCAAACAUGCGGAUGAGUCUCCUAAGGACGCCCACACAUUUCCAAACUGCUUGGAAGAACUAAAGAUUAUGCAUCAGGCCCAGUUUGAAACAUUGGAGGCCCAGGUCAUCUCCCUCAGGAGGGAUCUAUUGCAUAGUCAGAAGGAAUGCAAAGAGCUGAUGGCCUGUCUGAGACAAAGUGAAAAAGAGAUGGUGGCGUUGAAGGCCAAUGAGGCGCCGCGUGUGGCCGGCUUGUGUCUGAAGUGUGCACAGCAAGAGGCGGUCUUGGCUAGCGCUCCUGCCAACAUUCACGCCCAGGCACUUGACCGACUCACCAAGGAGCGCAAUGAGCUGCUAGCAGCCUUGAGUGCGGCGCGGUCCGCUCAGCAGGAAGUGCAGCACCGGGAGUGGUCGGCUUGUCUGCAAGUCAAAGGGGCGGUGGAGAUGGCCGAGGAGGCCCACUUACACAAAACUGAGCUGGAGGUGCAGUGCCAGCAGCUGUCCAGGGAGCUUGCUCGAGAGACGGCACAGCGAGAACGUGACGUCCUCGCCCUCAAGGACAAGCUAGCUAAGGCAAGGGAGGAAGGACGCAACGAAGGCCGCCGACAGAAGGAGGAGCUUGCAAAUACUGUGGCCUGGCUGUCCCAACGCACCGCUGAGCUGGAGGGCAACCUCAAUAGACUAAAUACAGACAAAAGCUCGCUGACCACUCAGCUUGAAGAUGCGCUUCGACAACUUGCAAGUGUGGAACAAGACAAAAGCAAAAUCAGUGCAGAGCUCCAGUACCAACUCCGCAGUGCCCAAAUCAAGAAAGAGGAGGCCGAGAGAGAAUUGCAGGACCUCAAGUCCAAGACAAGUAGGCAGGUGGAAAAUUCAACACAGGAAGUGGAAAAGCUGAGCUCAGAGCUGGUUGGCUGCCGGCAACGUCUGGAGGCGGUCCAGAGGGAUGGCGGCCAAUGGCAGGCUGAAGCCUUGAGCCUGGCUGAACAGCUGGCCGAUGCCCAGCGCCAACUGCACCUCACCAGUUCAUUUUCCUGUAUUCAGCACCUGAUUGAGCCAGCUGGGCGGGGUAACGUGACACACCUGUGCUGCAUUAGGAAGGCUCAAUAUUUAAGGAAGCCUGUCACCAUCUGCAAGUGUCGGAUUAUUGCUUGCUACUUGCCUUGCUUACCGCCUGUGUGUUCAUCGUCAGCCUUCGAGUUUCCCGACGUUCUACGGUUGUAUUUUGGUUUGGUCAUCUUUACGUUAGUGCUCUUUUGGGCAUUGUAGUUAGAUUCUUGUACUCUGUUAUAUUCAUGCAUUCUAGCGUGCUCUCUUGGUUGCACUUGUUAAACUCGCGUUUGUUAACGUGCUCUCUUAGUUGUUCUUGUUAAACUCGCGUUUGUUAGCGUGCUCUCUUAGUUGUUCUUGUUAAACUCGCGUUUGUUAGCGUGCUCUCUUAGUUGUUCUUGUUAAACUCGCGUUUGUUAGCGUGCUCCCUUUGUUGUACUUAUUAAAUACAAACAUUUACUCUACUGAUCUCCUGGUCUGUGUUUUGGAUCCACAUUAACGGCUUGCCGUUCAUAACAAUAACUAACACUGUAAAAUACAAACAUUAUAUAGAAGGUUCACCACUCAUUCUUCAUUAUCAAAAAUAUGGUACAACAAAAAGGAUUAAUGGCUUGCCAUAUAAUAAUCCAUAUAAACGCCAGUGAGUGAACCCAUCUUCAAUAAAGCAUGAGGUUUCUUCUCUUGACAGUACGAAAUCCUUAUCUGGCCACUUGCUGUCAGGACUAACAUUACACGUCCAUAUGUCCAUGGUGAAACUUAAGUGCCGUGCAUGGUUCCCGGUCAAAGUAUGGAAGCGUGUGGCAAUCUCAUCAUACUUUGCUGGUAAACAUUCGGCUUGGAAUGAUGAAACUGGGCUCCAAAUGACGAAGUAGCCGCCUGAAACCUAUGUCUUCGACGAGGGGAAAAAGGGUUGGUUGUCUAGCGCCAUCAUUUCUGUGAUCAUGUUUGUGAUCGCUAAAGCCCUCGGUCAUCUUUGUGAAACUUUUCUAAGGCCUUGUUAAAUAGUACAACCCCGGCGGUCUUAGCUGGCUUUGGAAUUGGAUGGGGAGCUUCUUUCGCAGCUCACGGGUACUCAUACUCUUUUAAAACACCUUCAAAGCGAUUGUCAUCUUUUAAGUGUUUUAGCUCGACACUUUGCUCCUCGUGGAACUUCGGCUUUGCAUUUGUUACAAACUGCGAGUGAAGCGUUUUCCACUGACAACUUGAAAAAAACCCACACUACCGACGCCAAGGUGCAGACUGCCGUCGUUUGAGCGUUACGUCACAGAAGGGAGCGCUUGAUUUGUGGCACAGCUCCCUCUUCCUACACCAGACAUAGUCACUGAUACGUCAAACUGGCAAAACAGGAGUAGAAACAAACACACACAUCCCGAUCCACCGACACCUUGCCAAAAAUAUUAUACUGUAUGUUAUCGGGCCUAUUUAUAAUGUCAUUGUAUUUAUUGGGAUGACGUCAUAAUUCCUACUAUCGGACCGAUAAUUAUCGGACCAAUAAUUAUAGUGUACCUAUAUCAUGCACAGGCGUGUUUGCCCAGAUUGUUCGACUUAAAGCAUCUCUAUUGAAGUGGGAAAAAAAGGGCUUUUUGGUGCAGUCUCGGUUAAAAUGUCAGGGCAUUAGUGGCGCAUGCAUGGAGUACAAAUUAACAAUCAAUCAACACAAAAAAUUCCGUACAGUACCUUCAAAUUGUUCUUCUGUAGUGGCACGAUGGGUCUUUUCUUGACUAGUCUGCAUUUGCUGUAAAUAACUCACCUUCUCACAAACGUAGCCUUGGUAAUCCUUGCAAGUUGUAACCAAGCUAAAGGUUGCGCUGGUAGGUAGAAAUCCUGAACGCACCCAAAGCGGCAACAUCAUGAUGAUGCCUUGGAUCGCGAAGCAAAAUUAAUGAAUGAUGCAGAAAAUAUCAUGCUUGUCAGCCCACAAAAGUCCAUAAAUUAGUCGCUUCGUUAGUAAAGCUGGAAGGUUCAACAGGAGAGGAAAAAGUACUUCAAAACAUAUGAAUUUUUUUCCUAGUAUUUUGGAUGGCCUUCAUUGUGUGAUGUAAGGCCUGAUACCUUGCGGUCAUUUAAAUUGUUGUCGUUGUCUCAUCUCUUAGAAUGUGAACAACACACUGAAAAAAACUGUUUGAAUACCAAUUCUAGUUGUGAGUUGCACAAACCUUUUUAUUUAUUGGUCAUGGAUCACAACUCCUGUUGUCUAUUUUACCUUUCACUUCCUUGAUGAGAGCACAGAUUUGAAAAGGUCAAAUUAAGUCUGAAUGUAAAAGUUUUCUGUAAUCGUUUUCAUUUUGUCAGAAGGCAAAAACUCUGUCACCCAUCUUUUUCCCCGCCUGUCAUCUGCUGCCCGACGACCUGCCGCCUCCGUCGUCGUCCACACCAACGCUUGCCAGCUGCCCAGGGCGCGCCGCCACCCCUGCCACCCUGCAGCCGUGAUGUUUGAGAUGGGCACAGAUGUGACCGUGCUGCCCCGUCGUGCUGUGUGUGUGUAUUUGUGUUCACUCUGAACUGUGUUUAGGCGUGUUUGUCAACUGGCCAGCACUAACACUCGAAACUGGCUGCAUGGUGAGCUGUCAUGUAUUUCAGACUCUACGUGUGUAUUUAUGUGUUUGGUAAGCAGUUUUGCAGAACGGCGAAUUUAAAGACGUUGAGCUGGAAUAGAGUAACUGUUGGCGCAAAUCAUCACAUCACAGCGCCGUGCGUGUGUGAUGUAGUUUUAUGGCACCGCAGAUGCACGCUGUGAUGUUGGACAGCUGUUGACUUGGCCGAAGAGGCUCCCAUUUUAAUUCAAUUUUGCACAUUAGUAUUGAUAGCCACUUGUGAUUUAUUCCCCAGGCCAAGGAGAUUAUUUUGUUGCUUUGCACAUUAACAUGAACCUGAGACAUAGAUGUAUUCUAAUUACAUGUAGGUGAGUUCAACCAAAGAUACAACUACUUUUUAUGCCCCAUUUCUUGUGUUGGAUUACAUUAGGUUAAGGAAAUGUCUCUCUUUUUACUCAUUCCAAACUAAACCAUAAACUCAGUGUCCGCGGCCCGGCUGUUCCAACUGGGUGUUGCUUUCUGUCUCACUGUAGGCCUUCGUGGGUCACGCAGAGCUGCGUGAGGCCCAGUCUGUAACUGCGGUGGUUUGCUUUUUGUGUAGUUGUGUUGACUGUGUACGCAUCGUAGUACUGAGUCUCCUUUUUGACCCUCCUGAUAAAGGGGAAAAAAACGCUUUGAUUGCCUCUCAGCUUUCAUUUUCCGUCUGCCUUGUGGAACAUGUGAUCACAGCCUAGAGCGCCUGCUUCAUUGCUAGCAUCUUCUCUUCCGAUUAAUACCAACAGGAAGUGUGUAUUGGUUUCUAUCCAUACACAUACAUGAACAUCACUCAUGAUACCACAUGCCUACACACAUUCAUGCACACGCGCCCACACAGAUGCACACACUCACGCAAUUGGGGGUCCCAUGGCGGCUGGUGUGCUCCAGGAUUGGAUCAUCAGCCAGCUGUGAGUUGGACAGCCAAGGAUCUGUCCUAAUCCUCGUCACUCUGUUCACAUCUACACACACACAUGUACGCAUGCACACACACAUUCCGCAGCCCCAACUCAGCAGAGGGCUUUACUAAGUUUGUAUUGAUUGUUUGCUCCCUUCUUUUCCGUUCCUCCUCCUCAUGGUUGGUCUUCCGUGUUGUAUUAGGAGCUCCCAAAGGUGCCCCGGUGUGAAAAGUGGCCAUCAUGGUCAUCUCAAGCCAGGCACGUGUUUGUUAUUUUUCUGGGACAUUAUCUGAAAGGCCUCCUAGUUGUCCAUCUCCGUGAAAUCAGAAAUACAUAAUCAUGACUGAGUGUGUUGGCUCUACGAUCAGGAAGUUUACUUGUUGGACACUUUGUCACAACUUGCAAAAGGAAAUGCUAAAAUUAUCCAAAUUAACAAAAUAUGCACACUCAAAAAAAUCAUCAGCGGUCUACAGUUGGCAACUCAUUAUUUACCGUAUAAUGGGUUGGUUUAAUGCAAACGUUGUGAACUGGAGUUCUGGAUUAUCCACUGUAUAUAUACAUACGUAUACAGCCUAUAAAACUGACUUGGGUAAACCACACUGUGAAUGUAGACUCUGUGUUUAUUCAUGAUAUGCCUAAUACUAAUUUACAUGAUAAACUUAAUAAGGGGGAAAAAAUGGUAUUGUCUGGUGACUGGUCCGGCCCAAAUAACGUAAUUUUCAGACAAUAAGGGGCACCUGACUAUAAGGUACACCCACCAAAUUUGACAAAAAAAUUCAUUGUUCAUCCAUAGGCCACACAGGCUAUUGGGCACAGGUUUCCGUAUUGUAUUUUAUAUUCACACCAAAAGACAUGCAUCUUAACGGCCUGUCACAUAUCUACAUAUUCGCAGCAAUAGACUAAAUGCCAUGCGGUUCAAAGCGAAGGAAAACGUAGCGGCUUUUGGUCUAAAAUUUAGGCUACAUAACAAGGGCGUAGGUUUUGUCUCAACAUUGGUAGGGACGAUGUAACAGCAUAACCUGCAUAUACAGUUUUUGCUGGGGACAGGACAUUAAAACGACCAAGCAGAUUAUUGAACGAGGGUCAGGGCUACAUUUCUCUCAAAUAUGAACCUAAUUAAUUAAUGGGCUAAAUGACCAAUGCAAAAUAAAUCUGUACAAUUCUAACCUUCAUGCGUAUUAGUUCAUGAGAUACACCGUUUGAUUCAAACCUUUGUUUUCAAAAACUACUAAAGAAACAUUUUGAAAACUUCCAGAAUAAAUGUCUUGAUUUUAUUAGCAAUUUUAAAUUGCAGUUAUAUUGAUGAGUUAUAAUUGCGUUAUAUUAACAUAAACAACUAGAAACUGCAAUUUCGGGAGAAAUUACACACCUUGGUCUUUCCUCUGUGGAGAUACAGAUCUUAGCCCCACUCAGGUCUAUCAAUAGAAUGGAUCAUAAUGCCAGUCAUUGGCAAAAAACAAAGUAAAAGCCGUUAGAAAUGAA